GGGUUAGCAGCCAAACCAGUCUAAAGCAUGAUAAAGGGUUAGCAGUCAAACCAGUCUAAAGCAUGAGAAAGGGAAAUGGACUGUGGUGUUCCUGGUUCUUAGUGUUCAUUGCCAGGUGUGGAACAGUUAAUAAAUCAGAACAAUGAGCCCUCAACAGUAUUUAAGGCAGAACAGGCAGCCAGUUUCUUAUAUUGAGAGUGAAAACGACUCGUACAGCUCCACCAUGAAGACCGCUCUUGCUUUGCUGCUUCUUGCUUUCAUUAGUAGCUGUGCUGUGGAAGCGCUGUCGUGUUACCAGUGUAUUAUUGCUUUGUCCAAUAGUGACUGUAACAAGAAUGUGCAGACCUGCACCACUGAAGACAGGUGCAUGACCAACGUCAUCACAACAUUUGGAAUUAAUUACAUCUCAAAACAAUGUUCCUCAAGCAGUGACUGCAACAAUGCUAUAGCCAACAAUGUCGAUAUUGGGGUGCUCGGGAAAAACAACGUGACGUGCUGCAAUACGAACCUGUGCAACGUGAAUGGCUCCACCACAGCCAGGCUCAAUGUGCUGCUUCUGGGAGCUUCAGCAGCUCUGCUUCUCCUGGUCAGCAAGAUCACAGCGUAAGGGCAGCAGCACCCAGCGCUAUUCUUCAUUGCCCCUGGAAGAGGAUCUGCGGUUUUUCCCUUGCCUGUUGAAGUGUGAUAUUCUGAUAUUAUAACCCCCUUUCACUAUGAAAGUGCCAUGGUUUGUGUGGGUGUGUUUCUCUAUUGAUUUCUGCAUUGUUACCAUGUAUCUCUCUGCUCUGGCUUUGUAAUGAUAUGUGUUACAGCAUGUGAAGGAGGCACCUGGUAAUGCACAUGGUAAACCAAUCAAUAAUGUAAAGAACUGGAAACAAUAAAGGGUCAUUUUUCUCUAAUGCAUGUUUAAUUACUUUUAUUUAAAAAUAAAUCUUCAUGACCGA
Molecule: messenger RNA, 944 nt
Organism: Polyodon spathula (Mississippi paddlefish)
Lineage: Eukaryota; Metazoa; Chordata; Actinopteri; Acipenseriformes; Polyodontidae
Product: prostate stem cell antigen-like
Exons: 3
Coding region: 143-607 (154 amino acids)
Source: RefSeq, a predicted model, not a curated record